Cynoglossus semilaevis (tongue sole) is the source of this 5485-nucleotide messenger RNA. It is a transcript of the gene pnpla7a, whose product is annotated as patatin-like phospholipase domain containing 7a. Gene Ontology annotation, cellular component: endoplasmic reticulum. The transcript is spliced from 36 exons. NCBI's taxonomy places the organism in Eukaryota, Metazoa, Chordata, Actinopteri, Pleuronectiformes, Cynoglossidae. Gene Ontology annotation, biological process: lipid metabolic process. The coding region runs from base 131 to 4129 and encodes 1332 amino acids. The record is from RefSeq and is a predicted model, not a curated record. Gene Ontology annotation, molecular function: phosphatidylcholine lysophospholipase A1 activity.
GCAAUCCCGUUGGCAUACGUUGAAAUGUGGGCGGGAGUAGGAGAGUCGAUACAAACAAAACUUUGUUAGCUGCUGGGUAACUUAACACUACUGCCUUUUCAGAAAUGUCACCCUAUUAAAAACCGAGGAAAUGCUUGACGGGAUUGAGUGCCAUGGUGAGGAGGACGAGGAUGGAGUAUUGUGUGGAUGGCCCACUUCAGUGCUGCUGAACAGCAAAAAUGAAAUUGGGGCACGGCUGCAGCAGUUUGUGGAGGAGAGGAUGCAGACAACCAUGCUUACAGGUGUCCUUAUCGGAGCUGCAGUUGCUAUCUCACUGAUUGGCAUCGUUGUCCUCUUCCUUUACAGAAGAUUUAAACAUGCCAACAAACAGCAGCCAGGUGUGCCCCAGUAUCGCUUCAGAAAAAGAGAUAAAGUUCUCUUCUAUGGAAGGAAGAUAAUGAGAAAGGUCAAAACUCUGUCCUUAAUGCCUCCCCAAAACUCUGCCUCGGUAUCCAAGCCAACACAGCGCGUUCGCAAAAGAACCAAAGUUUUGAGCAUAGCUCGCAAAAUCCUAAGGAUCCGUAAAGACCCCCCCACCCUACAGCCCAAGGAGCCCCCUCCCUCACUGCUGGAGGCUGACUUAACAGAGUUUGAUGUGCAGAGCUCAAACCUGCCGUCGGAAGUCCUUUACAUGCUGAAAAAUGUUAGGGUCCUGGGCCAUUUUGACAAACCUCUGUUUCUGGAGCUGUGUCGCCACAUGGUAUCUAUUGAGCUACAAGAAGGUGAAUGUCUUUUCAGGCCUGGAGAUGAUGAUGACAGCAUCUACGUGGUCCAGGACGGACGAGUUGAACUCUCUAUCCAAGAAAAUGAUGGUACAGAACCAGUUGUAAAGGAUGUUCUUCCUGGAGACAGUGUCCACAGUCUGCUUAGUAUCUUGGACAUCAUUACUGGUUAUCCAGCUCCAUAUAAGACCGUUUCUGCACGGGCUGCAACCCGCUCCACCAUAUUACGGUUGCCUGCAUCUGCGUUUGAGUCUGUGUUUAAAAAAUACCCAGAGACACUUGUGAGGGUUAUUCAGAUCAUCAUGGUGCGUCUGCAAAGAGUCACCUUCUUGGCAUUGCAUAACUAUCUGGGCCUCACCACAGAGCUCUUUAAUCCGGACAGCCAGGCAGUGCCCUUAACUAAUAUAAGCAAUGUUUUGGGAGAGGCAAAUUCAGUGAAGACAACUCGCCGUCUUCACUUUCAGGACGAAUUACCAGCCGGGACAGCUGAGAGCUCUGCAGAGACAGACCCUGCCAAAGACAGCCCUUCAAGCAGCUACAGGAAGAUGCGCUCCAUCUCCAUGCCUACAGAAAGCACAGGUAAUGACCUGAACAUGGCCUGCGAACGGGCUCGAGUCGCCAUAGACGACAUGCCGCCCAGCCCUGUCACGCAGAAGUCUAAUUUGAAAAAGACUGUGACCAUGCAGCACACCCCCUCAGAGGUGUUUCACUACACGGACAGCGGGGGGCACUCUGAUGCUGUUCACCUCAGUAAAAGCAGCACAAUACUCCAGGCUGCAAAGAGGGACCUGCUGGGAAUCAUUCAGCUUCAGGAUCCCACUCUCCUGGAGGGCAGAGUGACUCUGCAUCAAGUCAAAGCUGGUUCUGUAGUGGCCCGACAGGGAGACCAGGAGGUGAACAUUCAGUUUGUAAUAUCUGGCCUACUCCACGUGUACCAAAAGAUGAUUGACCGUGAAGAGGAGACACGUCUUUUUGUGACUUACCCUGGAGAACUGGUGGGUCAGUUGGCUGUUCUGACUGGAGAACCUCUCAUAUUCACCGUCAGAGCUCAGAGAGACUGCAGCUUCCUCUCUAUUUCCAAAACCCACUUCUAUGAAAUCAUGCGUGUGGAACCAAAAGUGGUGCUGAAUGUUGCUCACACUGUGGUGAGGAGAAUGUCAUCUUUUGUCAGACAAAUUGACUUUGCUCUGGACUGGAUGGCUGUAGAAGCUGGCAGGGCUGUCUACAGGCAAGGAGAGAAAUCCGACAGCACUUUCAUCGUACUGAGUGGUCGACUUCGUUCCGUCAUCUUGAAAGAAGACGGCAAAAAGGAGCUGAUUGGCGAGUAUGGACGUGGCGACCUGAUUGGUGUGGUUGAAGCCCUGACCCGUCAGAAUCGGGCCACUACAGUUCAUGCCGUACGAGACUCCGAGUUGGCUAAGCUUCCAGAGGGAGCUCUCAGCUCCAUUAAGAGAAAAUUUCCACAGGUUGUAACCAGGUUGAUCCACCUUUUAGGACAGAAGAUCCUUCAACAGGUCAAUGGUCCCCUGACAGCUCGCAGCCUGGCCCUCCACACCCCAGGCAGUAAAUGGGAUGCCGGGAACCAGGCAUCAAACCUUUCAACUGUGACUGUCUUACCAGUAUCCGAGGAAGUACCACUCACUGCCUUCACCCUGGAGCUGCAGCAUGCUCUUCUCGCCAUAGGCCCAACUCUGCUGCUGACCAGUGACAUCAUCAAACAACGACUUGGAGCUGCAGCUCUAGACAGUGUCCACGAGUAUCGUCUGUCCAGCUGGCUGGGUCAACAGGAGGACAUUCAUCGUAUAGUCCUUUAUCAGACAGACUCCACACUCACCCCAUGGACCCAGCGCUGCAUACGUCAGGCCGACUGCAUCAUCAUUGUGGGACUGGGGGAACAGGACCCUGUUGUGGGGGAGCUGGAGCGUAUGUUGGAAAGCAGUGCAGUGCGAGCCCAGAAGCAGCUGGUGUUGUUACACAAAGAAGAUGGCCCUCCACCUAAAGGAACGGUGGACUGGUUGAACAUGAGAAGUUGGAUCUCCAGACACCUCCAUCUCUCCUGUCCCCGGAGAGUGUUCUCCAAGAGGAGCCUGCCCAAACUGUUGGAGUUGUACAAACGAGUGUUUGAGAAGCCAGCUGACCGUCACUCUGAUUUCUCACGUCUGGCUCGAGUCCUCACAGGGAAUGCCAUUGCUAUUAUUCUGGGAGGAGGAGGGGCCAGGGGUUGUUCCCAGGUGGGGAUUAUGCGAGCUCUCUGCGAGGCUGGCAUCCCAGUGGAUCUUGUUGGCGGCACUUCAAUUGGUUCACUGAUGGGGGCGCUAUAUGCCGAAGAUCGCAGCCACAGUCGAAUGAGGAUCAGAGCAAGAGAAUGGGCCAUGGAAAUGACAUCAGUGUUUAAAAAAGUUCUGGAUUUGACCUAUCCGGUCACAUCCAUGUUCUCAGGGGCUGCCUUCAACUCUAGCAUCAGCAAUGUCUUCAAGGGUAAACAGAUUGAGGAUCUUUGGAUCCCAUAUUUCAACAUCACGACUGACAUCAGUGCCUCCACCAUGAGAGUGCACACUGAUGGCUCUCUUUGGCGAUACGUACGUGCCAGCAUGUCUCUCUCGGGGUACCUGCCUCCUCUCUGUGACCCCAAAGACGGACACCUACUGAUGGAUGGGGGUUACAUCAACAACUUACCUGCUGAUGUAGCUCGCUCCAUGGGGGCCAAGGUGGUGAUAGCUAUUGACGUGGGCAGCCGAGAUGAAACCAACCUCACUAAUUAUGGCGACUCGCUCUCAGGCUGGUGGCUGCUAUGGAAACGUCUCAAUCCUCUCGCUGAGAAAGUUAAGGUGCUGAACAUGGCGGAGAUCCAGACACGGCUGGCCUAUGUGUGCUGUGUGAGGCAGUUGGAGUCUGUGAAGAACAGCGAAUACUGCGAGUACAUCAGACCUCCGAUCGACAGAUACCGUACCUUGGAGUUUGGAAAGUUUGACGAGAUAGCGGAGGUGGGUUACCAACACGGCAAGACGGUGUUUGAUGUUUGGGGGCGCAGUGGGGUGGUGGAGAAAAUGUUGAAAGACAGGCACCAGGAGGAGUUCUACAACACUCAGUGCAAGAAUAAUGUGGUGACCUGUCCCAACGCCUCCUUCACUGACCUGGCAGAAAUCGUGUCCCGCAUUGAGCCUGUUAAAUCUGCAGUGGUGGACGAUGAAUCUGACUACCAAACCGACUAUGACGAGGAGGCAGUAGAGAGUGCCUUGUCUGACAUGGAAAUGUACAGUCGAUCAGGAGAACACACGGAAGGAGAGGAGACCGCCGACACGGACGAAGAGCUGGACGCGAGGCACCAACACCGCCCACUCAGACCCUCUGUCACUCCAUCCAAGUAAGCCUCCAUGACACAUUAAUGGACGUGCCGUUAAACCUAGACGUCCUUUCCAAAACAGUCCGUUAAGUGGAGACAAGUCCAAUGACAUCUGCUGGACGAGGUCACCUGCCUCUCUGCCACACAUUAGCCUUGAGAUUCCCCCGCGAGACUGAACCUGUUUCUCCUUCCCGUGAGUAACAACUGAUUACCUCUCUGCUCUUUCUAACCUGGCCUCGUUAGUCAUGAGACUGACACAAGAAAUGUACGGCUAAAGAACCCUGAAAAAAAUCUCAUAGAAUCUACCAACACCCACAGUUUACUCUGCUGCUGCUGCGUACGUAUACUGUGCCUAUGCAGCAGCAGCAGCACGUUUGUCUCAUAUUGAGAUUGUCAACAGGUCUUUGCUUACCAGAGCUUUACACACAACUUCAACGGAGAGAAACUGAGACGUGAAAAGUAUUUAUGGCUACACAACUGUGAAUCUUUCUUUAUCAAAUGUAAGAGACAGACUUCAGGACGUUUUGGUCCAAUUCGUUGGAGAAACGUAUAUUGUUUGUUGGUUUUGACUGGUUGAUGAAUCCCGGCUUUGGUUUAGAGCAUUCUGAGGUCCCUGAGGUGACUUUAAUGUAUUAUAAACAGCUUAAAAAUAUUUGAAAAAAAUAAUUAUGAUACCCUUUUGUUAUAGAUCUUAAAAAUGAAUCAAAUCUGAAAGAUUAUCUGAUCUGUAUCCUGUUCAGAGUUCAUUUUCUAAUCCAUGCAGAGUAACAGCAGCACAACAGAAAGAGAUAUGAAUGAGAAUUAUUUGUGAUUAAAAAAAAAAUUCAGUGACUCAUCAGAUUGUUUCAACCAUAAAAUGUACAAUCCUUUUCUUAACAUAAUGAGAUUGUUUUUUUUUAAACAAACAAUUAGCCAUUAGUUAUAAUCACACGGUUAAUCAUAAUCAUAUUAAAACACCCUAGAAACUAUUAAUUUUACAACAUAUUGACUAAAAACACAAAACUAGUUUUUAGUAAAAAAAUAUUAAUUAAUUAAGUGAGUAUGCAUGUGUCAGUAAUUGUUUUUGACGGAUAACAUACUGGACAACUUAACAAUCAAUACAUUAGGACGCCGCUUCUUUGGUCUCAUUUUAAGAUAUUUUGUAAUAUUUCAAUAUUAUGCCAUAUAGGAAACAAAAUCCAAAGAUGAUUAAAAUGUAUUUGUAAGUAAGUUGUACUUGGAAUUUUAUAGUGACUCAAAGCAAUUUCAUUGUGUUUCUAGUAUUUAAAGAAAAAAUAUUAUUUAAAAAAAAACAAAAAAAAAAAAACAAACCCAACCAUUAUGGAUCUGAAACAAUGAAACCAGGUAAUAAACAAAAGUUUCCAGUCUUCUCAAACAAACA